AUGGCCUCAAGAGUAUCAAUGGCAAGCAGACUCCUCCGCUCCUCAGCACUCCCAAGAACCCGUCUCACCCGCACCUACGCCUCCACAGGCUCCGGCAGCACAACAGCCGACACCCCCAACGCAACCAACACCGCCCCCACCUCUACCGGCCCCACCGCCUCUUCCCCCGAAUCAUCUUCCAUCAACACAUCCCGCAGCACCGAGCGCGCUGGCCACGCCGAGACGACUUCCGCCGGCGGCUCUGGUCGCAGCCCCGCACAGAGCAGUUUCGUGAACCAGGAUGAUCCGGUGCCGAGUCAGGACGGCGUGAAGAGGCCGCCGGAGGAGCCGGAUCAUGUGAAGAGGGAGAAGGUGGAGAAGGAGGGCAUGCGGCCGAUGGACCCGGCAGAUACGGGGUUUGGGAAGGCGACGGGGGAGAAGUAA
Molecule: messenger RNA, 423 nt
Organism: Saxophila tyrrhenica
Lineage: Eukaryota; Fungi; Ascomycota; Dothideomycetes; Mycosphaerellales; Extremaceae
Exons: 2
Coding region: 1-423 (140 amino acids)
Source: RefSeq, a predicted model, not a curated record